AUGGCUCACCAGCGCGCCGCCUCAGCUCCCCUGGGGGAGCGCAUGUUGCACGCCGUAGAUUUAACUCCUUCCGGCCGGCCCGUGCUGUUCCCCGGCGAGGUAGAGAGCCUCUUAAUCGACGACGCGGGGAUUGAAUUCGAGGAGGUAAGCUCCGGCGCUUCCGCCGCCCAUCCCGCCGCAAAUUCCGGCGCGGUUCUCGAAGCGGAGUCGCUUCGCGAUGGCGUCGCGUCGCUCACCACACACCGGUUGAUCUGGAUCGACGAACGGCCGGCGACAGGUGGUAACCGGAAACGAGCUUUUGCCAUACCCCUCGUGGCCAUCGCGAAUGCUUCUGCUGCAGGGUGGCGACUCACCUCAGUUUUCGCCUCCCCUCGUGUUCGCAUGUACGUCUUACUAGACCCGCAAGGGCGGGCGGUUUUGUCUUCUUCUGCCAUUGGCAGCAGCAGCUACAGCACGCAGAGCAGCAACUUAGGGACUAAUUUAGGACGAACCGCGUCCUUAGUAGCCGUUUUAAGGGGCCAGGCACCUGCUGACGUGUUCUUGAAAAAACUUAACGAAGCUUUAGCGGCUAGAAAGUGGCAAGAAUCACCUUUUCCGAGGGUAGUACCCCCCAAUACUGCUGGCUCCGCGUCUCUCCCCGCCCCGCCGAUAGGCGCAGCAGCAGCGCUUGGCGCAUAUGGGGGGAGCGGAACAGGGGGAGCAGCAACUGGCGGAGUCAACCCCUUGUAUUGGGGCAGCGGGGCGUAUGGAAGCGGGGAAAAGGGCGCAGGAGGGGGAGCGUGGGGAGCGGGGGGAGCAGGGGGAGCGGGGGGUGCAGGGGGAGCGGGGGGGCCUUCCCCAGUGCAGUUCAGCACAGCAAUGGCGGGGGUGGGGGGCAUUCUGAGGCGCGAGGCGGAGCAGAAGCAGGCCACGGAUCGCAGCCUGCAGGAGGCAUUUGCCGACUUGAAUGCUCUCAUGGCCAAGGCGAGCGAGAUGGUCAAGCUGGCAGAGAGAAUGCGACAGAAGCUGCAGCAGCAGCAGGGCACGGCGAGUGGGGAAAUCGCCCCUUCCCUCUCUUCCUCUUCCUCCUCCUCCUCCUCGUCAGCAGCAGCAGCAUCAGAGGAGCUGCAGGACCUGCUGUUGAAGAUGGGUAUUGAGUCGCCCGUCACACGAGAGACAGCAGGGGCAUUGUACCACAGACAACUGUCCCGAGAGCUUGCAGAUUUCAUAGGUCCCGUGUUGGAGAAGACAGGUGGCACGAUGCUGUUGGUCGACGUGUACUGCAUAUUCAAUCGAGCCAGAGGCACAGAGCUAAUAUCACCAGACGAUCUUCUCAAGGCCUGCUCACUCUGGUCCUCCUUCAACGCCCCUGCGGUGCUGAGGCGCUUUGACAGUGGCAUCCUCGUGGUACAGCUCAAGACUCACAACGACGAGCAUGUCACCCGCAAGAUCCAGGAGAUGGUAUCGACCAAUGAGGCGCAACGAGUCGGGGUGUCCAUUGCUGACGUGGCGCAGGCGCUCGGCGUCUCGCCAGCUGUCGCCAAGGAGGAGCUGCUAGCGGCCGAGGCCAACGGUGAGCAACACUAA
Messenger RNA from Closterium sp. Yama58-4, 1566 nucleotides. NCBI's taxonomy places the organism in Eukaryota, Viridiplantae, Streptophyta, Zygnematophyceae, Desmidiales, Closteriaceae. The record is from the annotation of a GenBank genome assembly.